This is a messenger RNA of Dictyostelium discoideum AX4, 3162 nucleotides long. It is a transcript of the gene cdc25, whose product is annotated as tyrosine phosphatase. The transcript has a single exon. Gene Ontology annotation, molecular function: protein tyrosine phosphatase activity. Bases 1 to 3162 code for a protein of 1053 amino acids. The record is from RefSeq and is a predicted model, not a curated record. Gene Ontology annotation, biological process: positive regulation of cell cycle G2/M phase transition. NCBI's taxonomy places the organism in Eukaryota, Evosea, Eumycetozoa, Dictyosteliales, Dictyosteliaceae.
AUGGGACCAACAGAAAAUCAAUCAUUUGAGAUUGAAUUUCCAAAUUCUUCAAACACCGCUGCUGCUAACAGUAUCUCCACUGCCAUAAAUAAUAAUACCACCACUGCUGCCACCAUUACCUUUACUCCUGCUAAUAAUAAUAUUAAUAAUAUUAAUAAUAAUAAUAAUAAUAAUAAUAACAAUAAAUUUAAUUCCAAUUUUGAUAUCGAAUCAAAUAAAGAAAAUAGUAUAAACCAGUCAAAUAUUAAUAGUAAUGUUAAUAGUUUUCCAUUAAAAAUUCAAACCAAAACCUUAAAUAGUACCACUACAAGUAGUAAUAAUAAUAAUAAUAAUAUUUUUUCAAUUGGCUUUAGGCCACUAUCACCACGUGGUGUUUCCCCAAGAUUUCACUCAAACUCAAGUAGUUCAUGUAGUAGUGAAAUUUCAACUCCAAGUUCCUCAACUUUUUUAGAGGAUCCAAAUUUAAUAGCGUCAAAUACUAUUUCCUCUAAUAAUAGUAUAAAUAAUAAUAAUAAUAAUAAUAAUAAUAAUAAUAAUAAUAAUAAUAAUAAUAAUAACGAUAAUAGCAAUAAUAAUAUUAAUACCAAUAAUAUUAAUAAUAAUAAUAAUAAUACCAAUAAUGGUGAAAAUCCACAAAAAAAACAGAGAAAUUCUCAAAUUUUAUCAAAAAACUUUUAUAGUCUCUCUUUACAUGCCGAUUCACCAAAACACUCAAGAUCAACCACUGAUUUAUCAACAUUUUUGGGUAUGAGCGAUCCAGAUGUUAUGACUUAUAGAUCUAAAACUUUUUGUAUUUCAGAUUUUCAUCAAUUUGAUAUUGAUACCACCACCAAUGAUAAUAAAAAUAAAAAUAAUAAUACUAAGUCAACUGAUGAAUCUUCAACUUUUGAUGGUAAAAGUUCAAAUAGUGUUGAAAAUAACAAUAUGACUAUUAUUAAUAAUAAUAAUAAUAAUAAUAAUAAUAAUAAUAAUAAUAAUAAUAAUAAUAAUAAUAAUAAUAAUUUAAAUCAAGAUAGACCAACAAUUCCAACAGUUGCUCAUUCAUUAUCUUCAAAUUCAAUUCCACAUAAAUUUAAUAGUUCAAAUUCAUUACCACCACAAAUGUUAUCUUCUUCAGCUCCAUCAUUAUUUUCUCUAUUAGAAAAUAGUAAUAAUAAUAAUAAUAAUAAUAAUAAUAAUAAUAAUAAUAAUAAUAAUAAUAAUAAUAAUAAUAAUAAUAAUGAUAAUAGUAACAUUUCAAUUAAUGAUGAAUCAAUUGUAUUGAUUAGUACACCAGUUAAAGAAUAUAGUUAUAAUAGAUCAUUAUGUUUAUCAGAUGAGGAAGGAGGUGAGGAUGAUGAGGAUGAUACACCACCAACACCAAUUCAAUUGGUUAGACCAACACCAACACCAAUUAAUCCAUCAUUAUCACUAUCAUUAUCAUCAUCAUUGAAUGCAACAAACUCUACAACCUACCUACAUUUGGGUAGAUCUGCCACUGUACUUUUAAAUCCACCUUUACUCGUAAGUUCAAUGAGACAACAUCACAACUCACCAUCAUCAUCACCAUCUCAAUCAAUUCCAAUAGUUCAAACUCGUGAACGUUCUCAAUCUUCUUUAUCUUUUCUUUCACCUUAUCAACAACAAUAUUACCCAUCAAGUCCUGAAUUAUCACCAAUGGUACCAACUCCACUUGUAAAUAGAAUUUUUAAUAAUAUAAAUAAUAAUAAUAAUAAUAAUAAUAAUAAUAAUAAUAAUAAUAAUAAUAAUAAUAAUAAUAAUAAUAAUAAUAAUAAUAAUAAUAAUAAUAAUGGAACCAAUAGUAAUAAUUUAAAUAAUCAAUCAACCAGUGAAGAUAGAGAUGAUUCACCAAAUACUAGUUUAGAUCAAAUUUCAGGAUCACCAUAUAAAACUCCAAGUAAAUUAUCAUUUCACUCACCAAACUCAUCAGCUAUUUUUAAUAGUAUCAGUAAUAGUCAACAAACCGGUAAACGUUCUAGAACUUGUUUGGAUUUCACAAAAUUUUCUUCACAUUUGCUUGAUGAAGAUAGUUCUUGUUUUUCUACUCAAACCAAUAAUAAUAAUACUAGUUCAACCGGUUUAAUUUCACCUUCAUCCUCUCCAAAACAACAAAAUGUUUUAAUUGAAAAUACUACCAACACCACUUCUAACUCAUCAUCAUCAUCAUCAUCAACCACCACCACCACAACCACCAUUUCUGUAACAAAUACUUUGGCUGCUAUUCAACAAAAUUUGAAUAGUAAUGCAAAUUUAAAUAAUAAUAAUAAUAAUAAUAAUAAUAAUAAUAAUAAUAUCUCUUCAUAUUUUUCACGUUCAAACUCUAUUAGUUCACAACGUCCACCACGUCCUCUAUCAAUGUCAUCAUCUUUUAUUUCAAGACAAUCACCUGAUAUUCAUAUUUCUUCAAAUUCAUUACCAAAACCAGUUGAUACUUCAAAUACUAACAAUAAUAAUGAAAAUGAAAAUGAUACUAACAAAUUAGAUAAAAUUAAUAAUGUAAAUAGUAAUAUUGCUAAAAUUAUUGAACAACAACAACAACGUAAUAUUAGCAAUAGUAAUAAUAAUAAUAAUUUAACACAAGAUCAAGAUCAACAGGAUGAUCAAUUUAAAGCAAAAUUAUUAAAACAAUUAUCAGGUCGUCAAGGUUAUAAUGGAGUUUCAUCAGAAUCAGUUUAUGAACUUUUAAAGAAUCCAACUCUUAUUAAUGCUAUUAUUACCGUUGUUGAUUGUAGAUAUAAAUAUGAAUAUGAUGGUGGACAUAUUAAAAAUGCAAUUAAUAUUCCACCAACUGGUUCAAGACAAAUGGUAUUGGAUAGAUUCUUUAAGUUUCCAACACCAAAAAAUCAACAACAUGUCAUCAUUUUCCAUUGUGAAUUCUCUUCAAAGAGAGCUCCAGAUUGUUAUUCUCUAUUUAGAGAGUUGGAUCGUGAACAUAAUGAGUAUCCAAAUAUUCACUAUCCUGAGAUUUAUCUAUUAAAUGGAGGUUAUAAGAAAUUCUUUGAAAGUUUCCAAGGUGAUAUGUGUGAAGGUAAUUACAUCAGAAUGGAUGAUAAAUUAUACCAAGCAAACUUGAAAGAAGAAGAAGAAAAAAAGAAAAAAGAAAAAAUUACAAUUAGAAAUAUUAAAGCUUUUAAGAAUAGAUCUCAUUCUUUUCAUGUUUAA